Durusdinium trenchii is the source of this 3242-nucleotide messenger RNA. The record is from the annotation of a GenBank genome assembly. NCBI's taxonomy places the organism in Eukaryota, Dinophyceae, Suessiales, Symbiodiniaceae.
UCUACCCACCCUUCUUACUGCCGCGUUAUUGCCACAUGGCCCUUGAGCUGGAUGAAGUCCGGAGGCAGCCCCUGCUUGCCGCUUCUGAGUCCGCUCCUGCUCCGGCACCUCAAAGCGAGAAGGCGGCAAACGAUGAACAAGCAGAAAAAGUGCCAAACCCGGCUAAUGCUGACGGCAGCGGCGAGCGCCAAGCUGAUGCAACAAGCUGCAUUCCACGCAUGUCUACAGCACAGGAAUCAAGCUCAGAGGAGCCGCUGCGAGUCACCAGUGUCAAAGUCGAAGGCAAGGCCACCAUUCAACGAAUCGAGCUAAGCUACAGCGAUGGGUCAGUGUGGGCCAUGGGCCCACCAGUGGCCAGAGCAAAGAAAGCUGCAAAAUCUAAGAACAGGAAAGACGAUGGUGUACGACUGAUGGUUUCCUGGCACUAUGAUGCAGCAAGGGUGAAUCAAAGAAGUAACACAUGAGCCACUGCUCCAAUGGUGGUGGGUUGGUGCAGCCCUACACCUGCGCACCAACAAAGGACGCUGCCUAGAAGCUUGUGGAACAUGGUCUUCAGGGCUCGAGGAGAACGUGGAGGUCUUCAAAGCGGCACCUGGAUGUGCAGUGCUGGGACUCCGUUUGCACAAUGGCCGCUGUCAUGGCAUUGUCGAAGGCCCCGCCCCUCCUGUGGACGAUCUCGAGCUGAAGAUGUGGGCAGUGUAUUGGCUGGCAGAAGGGAGCGCUGACGACGAGGUUCAAAGCCGCAACUUCGUUGGCCGUGAAUCGGCUUUCAGCUUUGCCCAGCGCCUGGGAGGAGGUCAAGAGAUGGCCUGGCAAUGUGGCCCUUUGAGGUUUUCUGUGUCAGAUCAUCCUUGGCUUGAUUGCUUUCGAGACUUGCGGGACCUUUUGCGGCCUGCUCGCUUGGCAGCCCUGGAGGCUCGGGAAGUCAAUGGAGGGCCAGGAGAGUCCUAUGUGGAAUUCCCCUCUGGAGAAAGACCUGGCGCAGGCAUUGUCCUGGAUUUGGUGUCUACCUCACGAGUUAAAGCUUGGGGACCUCACCCGCGGCGAAAAAAAUGCGAAGAGUUGGCAUCAGAGCAAGGCCAGUUCAACCUGAAGCGCUGGCGGGACAUGUCCAUGUCCCUUGCAGAGACGAUGGAAAGAAUCCAGUCGGCGAGGCCAACUUUGGGGCGCUUGCUGGCAAUGAUGGACUUACGACGUCAUUUAGCCAGGACCUUGUUUACUGCUGGCAUUGCUGCUGUGAUGAGCACCUGCGAUAGCGUGAAGACAGUCCUGUCCGGGGCAGUUUUCACCUUGAUCAAUGCUAGCGAGCAGGAGGUGAAGAAGGACAGUCAUUUUCUGCACUUCAUAUGCUCUUGGACGUUUGGGUGUGGUUCCCGACUCUCACUUGCAAAGAGCUUGAUUUUGGGCCUGAUGCUUUUGGCCGUCUUGAAGGGCACAGUGAGCGUCAUCUCCCAGCACGUCACCAAAGCAUUCAAGGACUCAUAUCGAGUUCAAUCACGGACUGAGCUCUUCGACCACUUGCUAGCUCAAGACCUGGAAGAGUUUGAGAAGCAGACUGCGAGAGUCAUGGCAAACAAAGCUUCCCCAAUGGUUAUGGAUAGCAUGCCCCUCAUGGUGACCUCGAUGGUAAGAACACUCACAGAACUCUUGACAUCGCUGAUUUUCCUCUACUCGAUCUCCCCGCUGAUGACCUUCAUGUACGCUACCGCUGUUCCUGCUUUUCAAGUGGCAGCUCAAGCCUACCUGAGAAAGCAAGCCAAAGGCAGCUUGCGGCGGGAACGUGGUCUGGAGGGAGUGGCUAAUAGAGUUGUUGCAGAAGCGUGCGAAAUGAUCAAGGUCGUCAAAACCUUCUCGCGCGAGGAUGGGCAUACAUCCUUGCAGAAAUUAUCGCUGGAAGAGGCUGCUGGCAUGAAGCUGACUGUAACACAGGGCGUCGCACAGGUUGCCGCUGACACCUUGCAGCAGGCAAUCUACUGUGUCUCGCUGUGGCUGGGCCUUGUUUGGGUAAAUGUGGAUUCCUCUGCGGCAGAGAUGACCUCCUUCCUGCUGCUUGUGAGCAAACUUGGCCACCAAGUGAACAGCUUCAAGUCUCAAGUGGAGGACCUCUUCAAUACCAGUGACAGCCUUGCCGAGCACUUUGAAUUUCUGGACCAACAGCCAAAAAUCUUUCCAGGUACAUAUGAUGGACCUGUCGAAGGGCAUGUGGUGUUCGAAGAUGUAUCUUUUGCGUAUCCGACGCGGCCAGAGCAGAAAGUCCUGCACGGUUUGUCGAUGGAACUGCAGCCUGGAAAAACCACCGCUCUUGUUGGUGCAUCUGGGUCUGGCAAGAGCACCACAGUGCAGCUCAUUUUCCGUUACUACGAUCCCUUUGAGGGAACAAUUUUCAUCGACGGAGUGCCCUUGAAAGACUGGGAACUGACCCAUUUGCAUCGGCACAUGGCGCUGGUAGCUCAAGAGCCGGUGCUUUUUAAUACCUCUGUGCGCCAGAAUUUGCUCUAUGGUUUGCCUCAGUGCCGUAUUGAAUCCGAUCCCAAGGAUUUUGAAGACCAAAUGAUUGCAGCUGCGAAGGCUGCAUGUGCACACGAAUUCAUUUCCAACUUCCCGGGUGGCUACGACACCAACGUCGGAGAUCGUGGAGGUCAAGUCUCUGGAGGCCAAAAGCAACGCCUCUCCGUGGCACGGGCCAUCCUCAUGCAGCCUAGGAUCCUAGUUUUGGACGAGGCCACGAGCGCAUUGGAUGCGGAGAGCGAAGCCAUUGUACAGGAGGCCCUGGAUCGCCUUGUGGCCAGCAGUGGAAGCAGUGUUAUGGUCAUUGCACAUAGACUGUCGACAGUGCGGCAAGCAGAUGAGAUUAUUUGCCUUCGUGAAGGGCAUGUUGUGGAGCGUGGCACAUCCAAAGAAUUAAUGGAGCUUCGGGGGUACUACUUCACACUUGUUGAAAAGCAGGCUGUGACUCUCGAUGAUAUUGGUGGAGCCAACGCCGAAAUUGACCGUUCUUUGGGCUGGCGUGCAAAGGCCAAAGCCAAGGUCAAGGCCAAAUCCAAGGCGGCCGCUGCUGCGGCAACGGAGGCAGCCGAGGCUGAAGAUGCAGAGGAGACAUGACAUGAGACAAAAAGGAGAUUUGUUACUGCCGAUGUUUCUGUUGCUAUCGAUCGUUGAUGAUUUGUGUAUUGCUCCGCUUCGGCAGAUUGACUGGUUUGAUUCUUGAUGUUUGACAUGCUGCUUCUCAGCGACUAAUUGGC